Messenger RNA from Sinocyclocheilus anshuiensis, 1535 nucleotides. Its product is annotated as endothelin-3-like. Bases 349 to 810 code for a protein of 153 amino acids. The transcript has 4 exons. Gene Ontology annotation, cellular component: extracellular region. Gene Ontology annotation, molecular function: hormone activity; endothelin B receptor binding. NCBI's taxonomy places the organism in Eukaryota, Metazoa, Chordata, Actinopteri, Cypriniformes, Cyprinidae. The record is from RefSeq and is a predicted model, not a curated record. Gene Ontology annotation, biological process: intracellular calcium ion homeostasis; regulation of vasoconstriction; vein smooth muscle contraction.
UAGGAUAUCUAUACACAAAAGAUGGACUAUAAAGGGACGUAUCCAAAUUCCUAAGCGCGUUACUUUUGUAAUAUCAUGCUGACAUGAUCUGUCUUGUUUCAGAGCAUCGGUCGCUCCUCUGAACUCGUGUCUGUGGGUGGUGUCAACACGCGCUAUAAAUAUACAUUUUGUCUGACCGUUAAAAAAAACUUUUUUCCCGUUUCACCGGAGCUUUCUCAGAGAUGAAGAAGAGGAUGCUCAGAAGUGGUUUGUGGACUGAAGUGGAAUCUUUUUGGAAGACAUUUUUAAUUUAGAAUCUCGGAUACCGCGUCUGAUAUUGGUUGCGCGCUCAGUGAGGACGCUGGCAACAUGGCACAACAGUUUCCUGGUGCUCUUUUGUUAAUUGUGAGUUUGUUAAACAUUUUCACCGUGGGUGCAUCAUUAUCCAGGACAGGAGACCUGCACUCAUCUCCGAUCUUCUCUGAUGAUCCGAACAGUGUUUUACAUCAGCAGACAGAAGCAGAGCUCAUUUCAGCAUCACACACCCGCACAAGAUCCAAGCGCUGCACUUGCUACUCCUUUAAGGACAGGGAAUGUGUUUAUUACUGUCACCUGGGCAUCAUCUGGAUCAACACCCCACAGCGCACAGUUCCGUAUGGCAUGUCCAGUUACCGCAGCCCUCAGCGACUGAGACGCUCCAGUGGGACAGUAGGGAAGGUGCUUCAUCGCUGCACAUGUGCAGACCACAGUGAUGCCCAGUGCUACAACUUCUGUAAUGCAAGAACACAGAGUGUACCAGACAGAAGACUGAUAGGACGUUCACCUGGGUAAAAACACCUCUGAGAUCAGGACUGAUGAUCAGCAUCAAACUGGGCACCUAACUAGGUGGUUUUGGAUUUUUACAGACUUGGCUCAAAACCUACCUCACAUUCCUCACCGUGUUAUAUUUCCUGGAAUGCCCUUGACUCAUCUGGUCCACGGUAACAAGUGAAUUCUUUAGUAAACUCUUUGCAGAUUUCGGCAGCAUAUCUGGGACCCGCGUCCUGGCUUCAAGGGUUAUGUCCACUUGUUUCAGCUUGUCUUUACGUCUAAUAUUCAGUGGAUGUCCUUGAAUUUCGGAGUCUUGGAAAUAGACCUGUAAACUACACUCUGCAUUAUCUCCACUUUGUGGGCUGAUUUUCAGAGAGGGAUUACUGGGUGAAGAUGGAGAUGAAGUGGGUCUUGAAUUUUUGCAUGCACUGAGGCUCCUACACUUUGGUUGAUAGCAGAAAAUUAAAAAUUGUUUAACAUUGUUAUUGUGGAUGAACUGUUAGGAACUCUAAGUCUCCUGAGAGAAAGAUUGCCAGAUACACCGCCGCAAUUUUCAACAUCCUGAAAUCAUCCUCUACAUUUUUGCUCACUCCAGCAAAAUGUAUCCCCUCUCCACAACUAGAUAUGACAUCUUAUAUUCCUAAGAUGGUUUUGAGGUCAAAUGUUAUUAUUCAUGCAUGAAAUAAUGGGUCCACUGAAACUAAUACUAAAAGCUGAAUAUUACAGUAAAUGGUCUAUUACUCUAA